Anopheles maculipalpis is the source of this 3025-nucleotide messenger RNA. RefSeq names its product probable aconitate hydratase, mitochondrial. Gene Ontology annotation, molecular function: 4 iron, 4 sulfur cluster binding; aconitate hydratase activity. The record is from RefSeq and is a predicted model, not a curated record. Gene Ontology annotation, cellular component: mitochondrion; cytosol. Gene Ontology annotation, biological process: tricarboxylic acid cycle. The coding region runs from base 21 to 2384 and encodes 787 amino acids. The transcript is spliced from 7 exons. NCBI's taxonomy places the organism in Eukaryota, Metazoa, Arthropoda, Insecta, Diptera, Culicidae.
GUGUGCAGCAGUGUGCAACGAUGGUGCAGUAUUCCCGUUUGCUGAACGUACAGGCCCGCAAGGUUGCCCGGUACGCCGUUGAUGUGCAGCAGCGCCAGUUCCAUGCGUCGUGUGCCGCCGCAUCCAAGGUCGCCCUGUCCAAGUUCGACCAGAAUGUGUACCUACCCUACGAGAAGCUGCAGAAGAACCUGGAGGUGGUGAAGAAGCGCCUGGGACGUCCGCUAACCCUCAGCGAGAAGGUGCUGUACUCGCAUCUGGAUGAUCCGGCCAACCAGGACAUUCAGCGCGGUGUUUCGUACCUGCGUCUGCGACCGGAUCGUGUCGCGAUGCAGGAUGCAACCGCCCAGAUGGCCAUGCUGCAGUUCAUCUCGUCUGGACUGAAGCGAGUUGCCGUCCCGUCGACCAUCCAUUGCGAUCAUUUGAUUGAGGCUCAGAUCGGUGGCGAAAAGGAUUUGGCCCGUGCGAAGGACAUCAACGCGGAAGUGUACAAGUUCCUGUCGACGGCCGGUGCUAAGUAUGGCGUUGGCUUCUGGAAGCCAGGCUCCGGUAUCAUUCAUCAGAUCAUUCUGGAGAACUACGCGUUCCCGGGUCUGCUUAUGAUCGGUACGGAUUCGCACACGCCGAACGGUGGUGGUCUGGGUGGACUUUGCAUUGGCGUAGGUGGUGCUGACGCCGUCGACGUGAUGGCCAACAUCCCGUGGGAGUUGAAGUGCCCGAACGUGAUCGGUGUGCAUUUGACUGGCAAGAUUAGCGGCUGGACUUCGCCGAAGGAUGUUAUUCUGAAGGUGGCCGAUAUUCUGACGGUGAAGGGUGGUACUGGUGCGAUCGUGGAGUACAUGGGCAAGGGUGUGGAUUCGAUCUCGUGUACCGGCAUGGCUACGAUCUGUAACAUGGGUGCGGAAAUCGGUGCCACCACGUCGGUCUUCCCCUUCAACAAGCGUAUGGCGGAUUAUCUGGCAUCGACCGGACGUUCGGCGAUUGCUGCUGAGGCAGGCAAGUAUCAGACCAGCGUGCUGACCGCUGAUUCGGGCGCUAAGUAUGAUCAGGUCAUCGAGAUCAACCUGGACAAGCUGGAACCGCAUAUCAACGGACCGUUCACUCCGGAUCUGGCUCACCCGAUUAGCAAGCUGGGAGCGAACGCAAAGAAGAACGGAUACCCGAUGGACAUCCGCGUUGGUUUGAUUGGUUCGUGCACGAACUCGUCGUACGAGGAUAUGGGCCGUUGUGCUUCGAUUGCGAAGAACGCCAUGAAGCACGGACUGAAGUCGAAGAUUCCAUUCAACGUGACGCCCGGAUCGGAACAGAUCCGUGCAACAAUCGAGCGAGAUGGUAUUGCGAAAACGUUCAAGGAUUUCGGUGGUACCGUGCUGGCCAACGCUUGCGGACCGUGUAUCGGUCAGUGGGACCGUAAAGAUGUGAAGAAAGGCGAGAAGAACACGAUCGUCACGUCGUACAAUCGUAACUUCACCGGUCGUAAUGAUGCUAACCCGGCUACGCACUGCUUCGUCACGAGCCCUGAACUGGUGACGGCUCUGUCGAUUGCCGGCACACUGAACUUCAACCCCCUGACCGACGAACUGACCGGUGCCGAUGGCAAGAAGUUCAAGCUGGACUCGCCGUACGGUGAUGAGCUCCCGCAGAAGGGAUUCGACCCCGGCAUGGACACUUACGAAGCACCCCCAUCGGAUGGCUCUAGCGUGAAGGUCGAUGUUGAUCCCAAGAGCCAGCGUCUCCAGCUGCUUGAACCGUUCGAUGUUUGGAACGGUAAGGAUAUGACCGAAAUGACUGUGCUGAUUAAGGUUAAGGGUAAGUGUACGACCGAUCACAUCUCGGCUGCUGGUCCGUGGCUGAAGUACCGUGGCCAUUUGGAUAACAUCUCCAACAACAUGUUCAUUGGUGCCACCAAUAUCGAAAACAACGAAAUGAACAAGAUAAAGAACCAGGUGACGGGCGAAUGGGCCGGUGUACCCGAUGUGGCGCGUUUCUACAAGGCCAAGGGUAUCAAUUGGGUUGCCGUUGGUGACGAAAACUACGGCGAGGGUUCGUCUCGCGAACAUGCCGCCCUGGAACCACGUCAUCUGGGAGGCCGUGCCAUCAUUACCAAAUCUUUCGCCCGUAUCCACGAAACGAACCUCAAGAAGCAGGGUCUGCUCCCACUCACCUUCGCUAACCCAGCCGAUUACGAUAAGGUCCAGCCGCACUCGAAGAUCUCGAUCCUUGGUCUGAACAACUUCGCCCCGGGCAAACAGCUGGACUGUGAGAUCAAGACCGACGGUAAGGUGGACAAGAUUAAGCUGAAUCACUCGUUCAACGAGCAGCAGAUCGAAUGGUUCAAGGCGGGCAGUGCCCUGAACCGCAUGAAGCAGAUCGCGGCCAACAAGUAAGGUGUAACGUGAGAAGACUUCCCCUUUGUCUUUCCCACCCACUUCUCAUCUACUCUCCUUACAACUGAUACUACAUCUAUCAGCGGUUUAACAAAGUCGCGAAAACUAUUAUUUGGUUGAAAGGUAUGGUUUGCGUACUGUGAACGUGUCGUUGGCUGGUUCGCAAUCCGUCCCGGAGACCGUUUUUUGUGUGUGAUUGUUUAUGCAUCAAUGAAACGAAUCGUUUAAUCGCGCGCAGCUUCUGUUGCCAGUCAGUGUUGUAAAUAGAGCGCAUAUGAUAUGAUCCCGCCUGCGGGCAUGGAUGCAAUUCGAAAGCCAUACGUGAUCGCGUGAUCACGCGUGAUCGCUGUUUUUUCUUUGCUUGCUACUUACUUUAUCUUGGAUCCGUACUAGUAGAGUAGCGAUAAUUACCUCAGAAGAAAAAAGAAGUUUAGAAACUUUAGCAACAAAUUACCUAAGAACCCGGAUGACGCGUGUCGUCUACACUUAAGAAGGCAAACUUCAUGUAACCGUAGCCGCACUACAAUGAAUGCAAACUUAACGUUUUAGAUGAAAGUGUUUGCGAACUGCGACCGUUAUUAGCGUAUGUAUCUCUUAAACUAACUAGACAUGAAGAAGGAAAAUAAAAUGCCUCCGUUUUA